UCGACGGUCGACCGGUGAAGGGAACGGAUCGUCGUCGGUUGGAUCCCGACUCGUUGUACGGCGAGCUAAAUCGCGGGUAAAAUGUUGUCAAGUUAGUUCCGUCGCAAUCGCGGAUGUUUCGUUCGAUUCACGGAGGUUCGCGCUAAUCGAGUGUCAUCAAAUCCGAGGAUAUAAUCUUGCGGGUCGACAAAGACGGGCAAGGGACCGGGACGCAUCAUGGAGAACCCCGAAGAAACAGCGAUCGCUCGGCAAUGCCGCGGUUAGCCGGUCGGUCUAACCACCCGAAUGAUCCCGGAUUGAGUCGUAUUCGAUUGUGAACAGGGACUGGCCGUCGGUGACGUCAAUCGUCAAGGAGGUGUCAAAGAACUAAGCGGGACCGUUCACUGCGAAUGCCAAUGGUGCGAAACAAUUGAUCGUAGAAUCGUCCAAGCACCUUGAAAGAUCAGCGUUGAAGGUACGAAAGGAUCAGCUGGAACGAAGAGGCGAUUCGAGGAGCGGUCACGCUUUGGUCGAACACGGCGAUCUCGUCGAGUUGUCCCACCCGGUGUCUUGACAUUGGUUUCAUCGAAAUACACCUCUCGUGAAAGUUCGCGAGUGCGCAAGUGUUUUCUAGAGGUUCCCCUGUUAGCGGGCGUCCCCCCGCGGAUGUUCGCGUGCCGAGGUGGUCCCUGGUUCGCUGGAUCGUCGAUGUGAUCGUCCCGCCGACUCGUGGAGAAUGAUCUUGGUGUACGGGAUCAUCCUACCCCUCGUGGGAAGUCUCGCGUACGCACAAGACCUAAAGUGCGGCCAUCCGGCUGUGCCGAUGAACGCCAAGGUGUCGCUGUCUAAUGAAUCCUUGACGCCCGGCACCGUGGCGAAAUACACCUGCGAUGCAGGCUACGAACUCUUUGGAACAGGCAGUUUGGUGUGCGGCCCACGUGGGAAAUGGCAGGGUGACCUACCGUUCUGCGGCACGAACGUGGGUUUCCGCAAACCGGCGAACCAAUCGACGACCGUGAGAGGCGGAAACGCAAACCAUGGUAAUGACGGUGACUUCAGCACGGAACACGACGGGAAAAGAUGCACGGAGACCCAGAGCGAGCCCAGUCCCUGGUGGAGGGUCGACCUCCUCAAGCCAUAUUCCGUCAAGGUUGUCCGGGUGGCGACGCGAGGCUGUUGCGGUCAUCAGCCUCUUCAGGAUAUUGAGAUAAGAGUCGGCAACAGCAGCGCUGAAUUGCAGCGCAAUCCUCUGUGCGCCUGGUUUCCCGGCACUAUCGAGGAGGGUAUCACGAAGACCUUCGUCUGUGCCAGAGCACUCGUGGGACAAUACGUCUUCUUGCAACUUGUCGGUGUCGAGGGUAGUUUGAGCCUCUGCGAGGUGGAAGUCUUCGCCACGGACGAAUUCUCGGUGGACAGGUGUGCACACGCCGGCACGCCCGCCGACGCCGACCUGACCGCCUUCAAUUCCACGUGUUACGAAUUUGUGGUGAAGAAGGGCGGCUCCUUCCAAGAGGCGAGGAACUACUGCAAGACACGCGGUGGCGAUCUCGUUCACGGGUUCAAGGGCAUAUCGUCUACAUUUAUCCUGAACAACCUAGAAAGGCGGAAGGAUAAGCUGAAGACCCAGUUGGUCUGGAUCGGGGCUCAGAAGGAACCGCAGAUCACCGCCCGAACGUGGCGAUGGGUGGACGGCGAGAUUGUGCAGAGGCCAUCUUGGGGCAAGGACCAGCCGAACAACUACAACGGCGAGCAAAACUGCGUCGUGCUCGACGGAGGUCGCGGCUGGCUCUGGAAUGACGUCGGCUGUAACCUCGAUUACCUUCACUGGAUCUGCCAGAGCAGGCCACCGACCUGCGGCAGUCCCGAGAAAUCGGAGAAUACCAUGAUCGUGGGAUCCAAGAGAACGAUAGGCUCCACGAUAGACUAUGCCUGCCCGGACGGAUAUAUGCUGGUUGGAUCGAAGAGCCGAAUGUGCGGACCGAGCGGCUUUUGGAGCGGCGACGUGCCCACGUGCAAAUUCGUCGAUUGCGGCGCGCUGCCGAAUUUGGAGAACGGCGUUAUCACGCUGCUGGACAACAGGACCACGCACGGCGCCCUCGCGGAUUACACGUGCAAGGAAAACUACACGCUGAAGGGCGACACGAGACGGAGAUGCGGCGACGGUGGCAUUUGGAGCGGCCACGAACCCCAGUGUCUGUUCGACUGGUGUCCCGAACCACCGGAAGUGAACGGCAGCGUCGUGACAACUAGCGGAAAAAGAGCGGGCUCCACCGCCACUUACUCCUGCCAAAAUGGAUUUAUCCUGUUCGGCGAUAACGUCCUCACGUGCAACAUCGGUGGCGAGUGGUUCGGCAAGGCGCCGCAAUGUCGAUUCGUUGACUGCGGGGCCCCGGCCCAGAUCGAGUUUGGCACCGUCGUUCUAAUUAACGGCACGACCACGGUGAGCAGCCUGGCCGUCUACACGUGUCAGCAGGAUUACUGGCUGGUGGGCGAAGGGAAGCAAGAGUGCACCAAAGAGGGCAAAUGGAGCCACGACACGCCAUCGUGCGAGUUGAUUACGUGCGAGGAACCGGAAGUGCCUACUGGAGGAUACGUAGUAGGAUACGAUCUCAACGUUCACAGCGUUAUCGAAUAUCACUGCGACGUGGGUUACUUGCUUCACGGCGAGGCGAGACACACGUGCGGCAAAGACGGCGAGUGGACGGGAGAAGUGCCGAUGUGCGAGUAUGUCGACUGCGGCAAGGUACUUCCGAUUUUGAACGGCGUUGUGGACUACGCGAACGACACGACUCAUCUUGGCAGCGAGAUCGCGUACAGCUGCACGAAGAACUACAGACUGAACGGAGUGUCGAGGAGAUAUUGCCUCGAUAACGGCCAAUGGAGCGAUGCCACUCCGAAAUGCGAAGAAAUCCGUUGUCCGGAGGCGGUGCUGGCCGAGCACGGGAUUCUCUCGGUCACCGGCAACGACCGGAUGUACGGAAGGACGUUGAUUCGCACGGGCACCGCGGAGAACUCGAACACGGGCGCGACCUCGUACAAGAUCGGGGCCCUGGCCAAGUACAGAUGCGAGAGAGGAUACAAGGUGAUCGGAGAGCCGUUGUCCACCUGCGAGGAGAACGGGAAGUGGAGCGGCGAAGUGCCGCAGUGCAUCUAUGUCGAUUGUGGUAAACCCGAGCACAUUCAACACGGACGUUACACGUUGACGUCGAACGCAACGUAUUAUGGAGCAGCUGCACUUUAUGAGUGCGACAGCAAUUUCGAGCUAGAUGGAUUUGCCAGAAGGCUGUGUCUCGAGAACGGUACCUGGAGCAGCGAUACCCCCGUCUGUCGAGAAAUACGGUGCAGAGAUCCGGAGAAAACGGGCGUACUAUCGACGCAAGUAUCGACCCACAGUGUGGGUGGUGUGGCGCACUACAGUUGUCCACGUGGCUUUUACCUCGAAGGAAACGAGACCAGAAUCUGUUUGCAAAACGGAUCUUGGAGCGGAACAACGCCUGCUUGUUUCUCGGUCGACUGCAAGCAUCCGGGACCGAUAGAGAACGGUAGGGUGAUUGUGGUGAACGGUUCGACGACCUACGGAGGGGCCGCGGAGUAUCACUGUCUACCGCAGUACGAAAGGAUCGGCAUAUUCCUGAGGAAGUGUUUGGACACCGGAAUCUGGAGCGGCGAGGAGCCGAAAUGCGAAUUGGCUGCGAACGAGGUGGCGGAGCCCCAAGGCGUCGGCACGAGCGUCGGCAUCGCAGCUGGCGUCAUUAUAUUUAUAUUAAUUAUCCUCGGACUGGUCUACCUUAGGCUGCGAAAAGCCACGCCGGUGAAAAACACCGAGAACGUCCAAGCCGCGGAACGGAAGGAGGAUCAAAACGCCGCCGUCAUGUCUUACGCGACGUUGAACGACGGCACGCACAACACCAUGUACGAGAACGUCCCCGAGGAUGGCCUCUACGACAAUCCGUACGGCCUGGGCGGCAACGCGUACAACAACAGAUACAUGGGCCAUCCGAGGAGAAUGUACGGCAGAUCCGGACAUUACGAGGCCGAGCCGGUUCCCAGGAACGGAAUCACCAUCAACGGCGUGUCAGUGCGAUAGCCGGUCGACUCCACGUCGGCCUCUCUUCGUCCUUCGCGCACGUCGGGAAUCGCGCGCGCGUAAAAAUCGUCGAUCUCGAGAGCGACUCAACCCUCCCUCUCGCACGCCGUUCCCGCCGUUCUCGCCGCGUGUGCGGAGGACACCGAGGAACGUUGUUGUCGUUAUUUAUAUUACCGCCUGUCGAAGGCGCGACAGUUCGUGUAAAUAAUUCGCGAGACGGAGAGGACAGGUGUGGGGAGAGGAUUUUACACACCGGCGAGAGAUUCCCUUCCCUGAGGAUCAACUAUUUUGUACGAUUCUGUAUAUACGGUGUAUCGAUCAUUUAGGUUCAUUACACGUAGCUCCUAAGACAUGUUGUAGCGUAAGUUUAGGAUUGUGCGAAUAAAGCAGCCAGCGCUCUUGUUGUACU
Messenger RNA from Vollenhovia emeryi, 4475 nucleotides. It is a transcript of the gene fw, whose product is annotated as sushi, von Willebrand factor type A, EGF and pentraxin domain-containing protein 1. The record is from RefSeq and is a predicted model, not a curated record. The coding region runs from base 716 to 4066 and encodes 1116 amino acids. The transcript is spliced from 22 exons. Lineage: Eukaryota; Metazoa; Arthropoda; Insecta; Hymenoptera; Formicidae.